AUGCUGACCAAACGAAAAAAUACCAAAUAUAUUCAGAAUUAUGACUUUCCGCCUACAAAACUUCGAAACGUGUUUUGUAUACAAUGUAAACAUCAGUUCUUUUUUCAAGAAUUUGUUCCUUUUCGCGGUGUAAUUCCCUUAUUAUUAAGUUGUGGACAUGUGAUAUGUGACAAGUGUACAAAAUCAUUUCUUCAUAAACCUUGUCCCCAGUGUAACACGAUUUCACGAUGUGAGAGUGAUCAAAAUUUUUCAUUACCUUUAAAUGUAUAUACAUUGGGUUUAAUGGUUAUGUCGCAUAAUCGACCACUUAAUACAGACGAUGUAGAUAUUUCUUUUCAUAAAUCAGUCAGUAUUAAAUCAAAGCAACAGUCUAUAGAAGGCUUGUGUCACGAAUGUGGAAUUCAAGCAGCCAUAAAGUGUCCACAAUGUAUUGCUCUCUUUUGUCAUAAUUGUUAUUCCAAGAUCCAUGGAAAAGCAUUGCAAAAUCAUUCGAAAAUUAUGUUAACAGAAAAUGAUAAUGAAAAUACUUUCGUUAUAAGAAAUACUUGUUCAGAACGUUGCAAUGAAUCGGUGGGAUACUACUGUGAAAAUUGUGAUAUAGCUGGAUGUUCUCAUUGUAUGUUACGGUUACAUCAAAAACAUAAUUAUCAACCAUUAAUUAAAAAGAAUGAACAACAGCUGUUGGAUUUCUACAGUACGUUUGAUCGUGUAAGCAAGAACUUGCAGAGGAUUCGGCAGUCAAAAAAGAGUAUAAAGUACAAAUACAAAAUUGAAAAACCAAUUUGUUUUGAUACAUAA
This is a messenger RNA of Eufriesea mexicana, 798 nucleotides long. Its product is annotated as E3 ubiquitin-protein ligase TRIM33. The record is from RefSeq and is a predicted model, not a curated record. Gene Ontology annotation, molecular function: zinc ion binding; ubiquitin protein ligase activity. The coding region runs from base 1 to 798 and encodes 265 amino acids. The transcript has 6 exons. NCBI's taxonomy places the organism in Eukaryota, Metazoa, Arthropoda, Insecta, Hymenoptera, Apidae.